UUACUUGGCAGUUGGCACUCUUCUCUCCCCCUCUCCCUUCCUCGCAGAUCUACCUUCCCUUCCUCGCAAUUCAUCAGAGAAAAAAGGGAACAGUCAAAUCAAUGGCGGAUACUAGGUCCCCCAAUUCUGCUGCCGAUGAUGACCUAAAGAAACAUGCAAUGAGGGUUUUCAAGGAAGCGACCAAAGACUGUGCGGACAUUGUCUUUGAAAUAAAAUUUGACAUGAUUCGGGACUACGAAUCCCUUCAUCAAUGUGCAGUUGAUUUGUUCAAAUCUAUAGCAAAUACCGGCCUGGUUGACUUCCCCGAAGAGCUUAAGGCUCUCUCUGAGGCGGCCAUACUGUCCGAUGUGGCUGUACACACCAUUGUCAUUGGGGAAUACUUCACUGCCCGAAAGACCAAGGCUACUCUCAAGGCCUUUCAGCACAUGAUAGCCACUGGUGUCGCCCCCAAAUCCUGCAGUUACAGCCUGCUCAUCACGGCCCUUGCAUUAGACUUUUCUGAUCCCAAUUUUCUUGUGAAUGCCAAGAAGUACUUUAUGGAAAUGUUGGUUAAGGGAUUCAAGCCCAAUUCUGGGUCCUACAUGUUAGUGUUGGAUGCCAUUUCCUGCCGGGAGUCGGAGGGGAAGGCCAGGGAGUUCCUUGAACAGAUCAAAGCCAAGGGGUUUGUCCCUGCACGUAAUCUUUAUCAAUUUGAAGUAGGCCACGCCAUAGAAGCGAUGAGUGCAAUGAAGAUGUAUGAUGAUCUGGAGGACAGCAUAACUGAUGAGGACAUGCAAAAGGUCUUCUCAGAGUGGCGCACCAACCACGAUCUCCUCACCAAAGAGUCGAUGAAGAUGUACACGGCUUUGAUAGAGGAUGAUAAUGUAGAGCAGGCAAUGGAGAUCUUUAGGGUCAAUGCUGAGAGGGGCAUACUUCCCAUUGUUGUAGUCCACACCUGUGUUAUUGAAGCCUACUUCAGUUUUGGCAAGACCAAGGAUGCUCUGGAGGCAUAUCAGGGGAUGUUGGCUGCUGGGGUUGCCCCAAAUUGCUACACUUACACUGUUUUAAUCAAGGGACUCACUGCUGACCCCAACUUCAUUGGAGAUGCCAAGAAGUGCUUGCUUGAUAUGAUGGACAGGGGGAUGAGGCCCAAUGCUGCUACCUACACUGCAGUGUUAGAGGGUUUUGCAAGGAAGGAGGACAAGGCAGCUGAGGAGGAGGGAAAAGAGCUGGUGAAGGUGAUGAUUCGUAAGGGGCAUGGGCCAAAGGCAAAGGCUAUGAUGGAGGUUCUGAAAGGCAGCCCAACACCUUUAAUAAGAAGGGUCCUGGACAUCACCUUUUCCAAGUUGAAGGCUUGAUGCUUUUAUUCAUCGAUGUUAUGCCAGCAGCUUUAGGAUUGAAUGGUUUCAUAUAUGGGGUAGGAGUAAGAGUAGGAAAACACCUCUAGGAUUGAGUUUCAAUAGGGGAUUUGGUGCUGUUCUGUAUCCUUGUGAAUGUUGACAUUGGAGUAGAAAAAUCAUGUAGGAUUGAGUUUCACUGUGGUAUUUGGUGAUGUUCUCUAUGAUUAUGACUAUUGUCAUCCAAGUAUUUUGUGG
This is a messenger RNA of Rosa chinensis, 1574 nucleotides long. RefSeq names its product pentatricopeptide repeat-containing protein At1g79540. The record is from RefSeq and is a predicted model, not a curated record. Bases 102 to 1337 code for a protein of 411 amino acids. NCBI's taxonomy places the organism in Eukaryota, Viridiplantae, Streptophyta, Magnoliopsida, Rosales, Rosaceae. Gene Ontology annotation, molecular function: protein binding. The transcript has 2 exons.